UUUGACCCCGAAAGUCUCUUCUAUGUUGCACUUGCCCUGACAGCGUGCCGCCUACUCAUCAUCACCAAGCCAAACACCAGGGUUUUUCCCGCCGCCGCCGCCGUCGACCUCUCCUCGUUCCGAUCAUCCACGGUCGGCCCUCCGAUGGAGGUGCCGCCGGAGUGGCCGGCCGGCCGGGUCCGGGAGGUUUUCAUCGACUUCUUCAAGUCCAGGUCGCACACGCCAUGGCCGUCGAGCCCCGUGGUGCCCGUCGGCGACCCCACGCUCCUGUUCACCAACGCCGGGAUGAACGGGUUCAAGGCGAUAUUCCUGGGCCUGGCCGCCCCGGGCUCGCCGCUGGGCCGCCUGCGCCGCGCCUGCAACACGCAGAAGUGCAUCCGCGCCGGCGGCAAGCACAACGACCUGGACGACGUGGGGAAGGACACCUACCACCACACCUUCUUCGAGAUGCUCGGGAGCUGGUCCUUCGGGGACUACUUCAGGGAGGAGGCCAUCGAGUAUGCGUGGGAGCUCCUCACCCAGGUCUACAAAUUGCCCACUGAUAGAAUUUAUGUAACAUACUUUGGUGGUGAUGAGAAAGCUGGUCUCACUCCCGAUACCGAGUCGAAAAUCAUAUGGUUGAAGUAUCUACCGAAUGAAAGAGUUCUGCCUUUCGGUUGCAAGGAUAACUUUUGGGAGAUGGGCGACACAGGUCCUUGUGGGCCAUGCUCAGAGAUUCAUUUUGAUCGUAUUGGCAACCGUGAUGCAGCUUCAUUAGUGAAUAAUGAUGACCCUACAUGUAUUGAGAUAUGGAAUCUUGUGUUUAUUCAGUUCAACAGGGAAUCAGAUGGUACUUUGAGAUCCUUGCCAGCAAAACACGUUGACACUGGAAUGGGCUUCGAGCGUUUAACUUCUAUCCUUCAGAAUAAAAUGAGCAAUUACGAUACAGAUGUAUUCAUGCCAAUAUUUGAUGCCAUCCACAAGCUGGCAGGCGUUGGAAUUCAACCAUACUCUGGUAAAUUAGGAUCCGAUGAUGUUGGGCAAGUUGAUAUGGCAUAUAGGGUUGUUGCAGAUCACAUAAGAACCCUUUCUUUUGCUAUUGCUGAUGGUUCUCAACCUGGAAAUGAGGGAAGAGAGUAUGUUCUAAGACGUAUACUUAGACGUGCUGUCCACUUUGGUCAUCAAAAAUUGAUGGCAAAGAAAGGGUUUUUUAGCUCCCUUGUAGAUGUUUUUGUCCAAUUGAUGGGUGACGUGUUUCCUGAGCUGAAGGACAAUCAAAAAAAGAUUAAAGAUAUAAUUAAAGACGAAGAGGCAAGCUUUGAGAACACUCUAGUGAAGGGAUAUGAGAGAUUUAAGAAAGCUGCAGAUGCUGAGAAUGGUGGGGCAGUACUUAGUGGCCAGGAUGCAUUUGUUCUGUGGGACACCUAUGGUUAUCCAAUUGAUUUGACCGAGGUCAUGGCAGUUGACUUCGGGCUCUCUGUUGACAUGGAGGGUUUUAAUGUUUGUAUGGAAGAAGCAAGGCAAAAGGCUAGGAAUGCUCGCUACAAGGCUGGUGGCAAAUCUAUUGUCCUGGAUGCUAAUGCUACAUCGCAGCUGCACAAUCAGGGGCUUGCCAGCACAAAUGAUAGCCCGAAAUUCAAACACGAGGUACAUAGCAGUGUUGUGAAAGCUAUCUAUACUGGCUCAGAGUUCAUAGCCACUGCUUCUGGUGAUGAAGAUUUUGGUCUUGUUUUGGAAAGCACAAGCUUCUAUGCAGAACAGGGUGGUCAGAUCUAUGACACUGGGAGUAUCGAGGGGCCAUCUGGAUCUUUCGCUGUGAACAAUGUCCAAGUGUUUGCUGGCUAUGUCCUGCAUAUCUGUUCAUCUCUGGAAGGGCCUGACUCCAAGGCAUUGUCUGUUGGCGAUGAAGUGAAAUGCAAGGUUGAUUACACACGGCGUGCUCUCAUUGCUCCAAACCACACAUGUACCCAUAUGCUGAACUUUGCUCUAAGGGAAGUACUUGGUGACCAUGUUGACCAGAAAGGUUCCAUUGUUCUUCCAGAGAAGCUGAGAUUUGAUUUCUCCCAUGGGAAACCUGUUCAGCCUGAAGAUUUGAGAAGAAUCGAGGAUAUAGUGAACCAGCAAAUAAAGGACGGGCUGGAGGUAUCUGCACAAGAAAUAAAAUUAGCUGACGCGAAGCGCAUAAGUGGCCUGCGAGCGGUGUUCGGCGAAAUCUACCCUGACCCUGUAAGAGUUGUAUCGAUUGGUCCCAAAGUGGAAGAUCUGCUUGCAAACCCUGAAAGCAAACAAUGGUUAUCCAUAUCAACUGAGCUGUGUGGAGGUACGCACAUUUCGAACACUAGAGAUGCUGCAGCAUUUGCCCUCAUAUCUGAAGAGGGUAUCGCAAAAGGUGUUCGGAGGAUAAUGGCUGUUACUGCUGAGUGUGCCUCCCAGGCUAUCAAGUUGGCACAAUUGAUCGAAACUGAUAUCAAUGAAGCAUCUAAACUACUGGACGGAGCGACAUUGGAAAUGAAAAUUGGGUCCAUCAAGAACACACUGGAUGCAGCUGCUAUCCCAGCUGCAAGAAAAGCUGAUCUAAGAGGCAAUAUCUCAAAAUUGGAGGAUCAACUUAGGAAGGCGAAGAAGAAAAUGGGCGAAGAAAAUAUCCAAAAGGCUGUCAAGACUGCCAUGGAUGCCGCAGAAGCUGCUCUUUCUGAAGGAAAACCCUUCUGUGUUGCUCGUGCCGAUGUCGGUCUUGACACCACUGCUGUCCGUGAAGCAGUUGUCAAAGCCAUGAACCGUUUCAAGAGUCUGCCGAUGAUGGUAUUCAGCACAGACGAGGCAUCAAACAAGGCUGUUGUUUAUGCUGGUGUACCUCCCGACGCACCCAAUGGCUUCAAGGUGUUGGAUUGGCUUACACCUUCAAUCGCACCACUCAAGGGGAGAGGAGGCGGCGGCAAGAACGGUCUUGCCCAGGGCCAGGGAAGUGAUGCUUCUCGGGUCAAGGAGGCCAUGGAGAUUGCUACCCAGAUAGCUUCAAUGAAGCUGAGCUGAUUUGUUGACACUGGCCUUUGAAGUCUGUUUCAACAGUACCAUAUGUAAAUGUGUUAGUAUAGUUUGGUUUAUCAAAAUUGAGAGAAAUAGUGAAAUUUCUAUAUCAAUCAAUGGCUGUUGUGCUUACUAUAAAAAAAAAUGCUUAUAACAAUCAUCCUUUGAAGUCUCACGGCUGGCUCGCGUCCCAGUUUCGAUUUGGCUUCGGUGGGAAGCCACCAUUAUUGGGGGUGGCUUCCUCUUCAUGGAUAGUUCGUAUGGAUGUGGAUUGUGUAGGCAUGGCAUGGUUUCGGUGUAGAGAGAAUUACGAGUCCCAUGUAAUUUGUGACAUCUUAUGAACUUUUUUUUUACUAAUUCUGAAUGGACUAUGAUAUUUUUUUACCCGAGGCCUAGAUGCCACAGAAAAUCGAAAUCCGAGCAGUCCGACCAUUGUAGCAAAAA
Triticum urartu is the source of this 3450-nucleotide messenger RNA. The record is from RefSeq and is a predicted model, not a curated record. Lineage: Eukaryota; Viridiplantae; Streptophyta; Magnoliopsida; Poales; Poaceae.